Messenger RNA from Staurois parvus, 463 nucleotides. NCBI's taxonomy places the organism in Eukaryota, Metazoa, Chordata, Amphibia, Anura, Ranidae. The record is from the annotation of a GenBank genome assembly.
CUCUACUGUGCAGAAGAACCUGUUCCUCGAUCCAGCGAUGUCUGCAGUCUCUGGUCAUCUCCUGUACUAUGUCCGCAGUGUCUGGUCAUCUCCUGUACUAUGUCCGCAGUCUCUGGUCAUUCCUGUACAAUGUCCCACAGUCUCUGGUCAUCUCCUGUACUAUGUCCCGCAGUCUCUGGUCCACUCUCCAGUCUCUGGCCAUACUGUACUAUGUCCGCAGUCUCUGGUCAUCUCCUGUACUAUGUCCGCAGUCUCUGUCAUCUCCUGUACAAUGUCCGCAGCCUCUGGUCAUCUCCUGUACUAUGUCUGCAGUCUCUGGUCUCUGGCAGUCUCUCCUGUACUAUGUCUGCAGUCUCUGGUCAUCUCUCCUGUACUAUGUCUGCAGUCUCUGGUCAUCUCCUGUACUAUGUCUGCAGUCUCUGGUCAUCUCCUGUACUAUGUCCGCAGUCUCUGGUCAUCUCCU